Molecule: messenger RNA, 3213 nt
Organism: Varanus komodoensis (Komodo dragon)
Lineage: Eukaryota; Metazoa; Chordata; Lepidosauria; Squamata; Varanidae
Product: monocarboxylate transporter 2-like
Exons: 5
Coding region: 123-1616 (497 amino acids)
Biological process (GO): monocarboxylic acid transport; transmembrane transport
Cellular component (GO): membrane
Molecular function (GO): monocarboxylic acid transmembrane transporter activity
Source: RefSeq, a predicted model, not a curated record
GAGAACAACUCGCAGUAAGGUACUGUGAGCGUUUUACCUGUGCAAUCUGAACAAAGUGCAAGUGAACAGACUGUGCAAAGGCUUCCAGAAAAGUGGUUACAGGGAGCUUUUUUAGCCUUGAUAUGCCUCCUCCAGCAGACACAAGCCUAGCCUGUUCCCCUCCAGAUGGAGGAUGGGGAUGGGCAGUGGUUUUCGGAGCAUUUAUAUCCAUUGGAUUUUCAUAUGCCUUUCCAAAAGGCAUAGCAAUCUUCUACAAAGAAAUCCAGGAUUUCUUUGGCACAUCAUACAGUGAAAUUGCUUGGGUAUCUUCAAUUAUGUUGGCCGCUACAUAUGGUGGAGGUCCCAUUAGCAGUAUUUUGGUGAACCGUUAUGGAAGCCGACCGGUGGUCAUAUUUGGAGGUCUGCUAUGUGGCAUCGGGAUGGUUUCUGCAGCGUUCUCCGCAAGCAUUUUUCAGCUAUACAUUUGUGGUGGAUUCAUCACAGGACUUGGUCUUGCCCUCAACCUCCAGCCCUCAGUGAUCAUCAUUGGAAAGUACUUCCUGAAGAAACGUCCCCUGGCCAAUGGCCUUGCCAUGGCAGGAAGUCCGGUCAUGCUCUGCACCCUUGCACCCUUGAACCAGCUCCUUUUUGACCACUUUGGAUGGAGGGGGAGCUUCAUGAUUCUCGGGGCGCUUCUGCUGAACUGCUGCGUGGCUGGAGCACUCUUCAGACCCGUUGGGCCUACGGGGAAGCAAGCCGAUGCAAAAGCGAAAAAGGCCGAUGGAGGCAUUGUUGAAAUGGCGGACCCCAGAAAGGAAGAGAAGGACGACAAAGACUGCUGUGAAAAGUUCAACAAGUUCCUCGAUUUCUCGCUUUUCAAGCACAGGGGCUUCCUCAUCUACUUGAUAGGGAACGUGCUCAUGUUCCUAGGCUUUUUUGCCCCUAUUGUCUUUUUGGCGCCUUAUGCAAAGCACAUUGGGAUUGAUGAAUAUUCAGCGGCUUUCCUCCUUUCAAUUCUUGGAAUAGUUGAUAUGAUAGCCAGACCAGCUACUGGCCUAAUUGCAAACAGCAAAUGGGUGAGGCCAAAGAUCCAGUAUUUUUUCAGCUUCUCCAUUGCUUUUAAUGGUGCCUGCCACCUCCUUUGUCCCUUGGCAGCAGGCUAUCUAGGCCUUGUUGUGUAUUCCGUCUUCUUUGGACUGGCCUUUGGAAUGGUCUGUGCAAUGCUGUUUGAAACUCUCAUGGAUCUUGUUGGAGCCAGCCGCUUCACAAGUGCCGUAGGACUGGUCACCAUUGUGGAAUGUUUUACCAUAUUACUUGGACCACCCAUCGGAGGAACUCUUAUUGACACAUUUGGGGACUACAAAUACAUGUUCAUUAAAUGCGGAGCAGUGAUGGUCUUAGCUGGAACAUUCCUCUUCAUCAUGAAUUAUUACAACUACCAAAUGCUUGCAAAAGAAGAGAAGGCAAAGAAAAAGGAGGAAGUGGAAAAUCAGGAUGAUGGACACAUAAGAACACAUAUGAUUACUGAGCAAGAAGAUGCCACAAAUGCAGAAAAGGUGCAGGAUGGUCAUGAAACAGUCCCUCUGAAAAGUGAGGAGGAAGGACUAAAGAAUACAGCAGAUAGCUCAAGUGUCUAAGUCUAUAUUACUAGGUAUCUGAAAAGCAAAUUGUUCUUUCAUGUUUGUCCAAGUGACUAAAAGUUAGGUUUCUGUUGGUCUCUUUUGUAUUGUACCUGCUGGCCUUACCAAAUGCCCAGAAUGUAAGUCCAUUUCUGUAUGAGUCCAUGGCAGACUCCGAAGUGCUUGUUCUUACCCUGCUGCCAAACAGUAUACGCUUAAUGCCUUUCCUUUCCAUCAGAAGUGUUGUGGCACCUCCUGAAUGGAAGACAUUCAUCAUGACAGUUGCCAUAGUCAAGCCUUCAAAAGGAAUCCAGAAUGUGGAGAACUGUGUUGAUCUGGAUUAACACACUAGUUCUAGAAGUGUUAUCUCUACAAGGGAAAUAGCUUUGAUUUUUGCUUUGUGUUUUCUUUUCUUAAUACCAGUGCAUCUUAAUGGUCCAUUCAAGACCAAACCACCCCAAACCAGUGCUGGGGAUAUUAAUUUCCCCCAUGAUGGGGGAUUCCAGCUAAACUUAGAGUAUUCUGAGAGGACUGGGAGAUGUCAAAAUCCCUGCUAAUUAGAAAGUCCCAAUGCUGCAUCCCUGAGUGUGUGAGUUCUUUGCACCACUGCUCUCAAUACAGAGGACCUUGGACAAUGGAUGCAUUUCCUUGUUUAGUCAAGAAUGCUUGUUCAUAUUGGAGCUUUCUGUCUGCAGAACUGUUCAGCUCUUUUAGUGGUGAAGCAUUACACAGGAAAAAAUGUGAAGCGAGAGAGCAUCCAUCCUCUGUAUUUGUCAUGGGCAGGUCUCUCCCCCUUUCCCUUUCCAUUAGCAGCAGAUUAAAGUGAAAGACUUCUAAAAUACCGAACUUUAUUGAGUAAGGCUGACUUUGCAAUACAGAGUGAGUAAUAAUAAACUUGUUGACAAAUAGCAUUUAUUAGUGAUCUCUUUGACUGGUGGAGUUAUAUUUUGCCCUUGUCAGGAGUUGAUUAGAGCCCUUUUCCCUUUUCUUCCAAAAGGGGUGAGCUCCACCCUCAGGGAGGAUCAUCCUACUUGUGGGCCAGAGAGUGGAAAUGCCAGACAUUACUUAAUUGGUCUGAACAUUUGGCUUGAUGACUAAUCACUGUGUUGAUGAAUUCAUACCUCCUCCUCCAUCCCUCAUUUUUUCUACACUGCCUCCCCCUGGACCUGAAGUUAUCUGGUUCUCACCAGCUGCAUGCCUACUCUUGCUUGUUAACAUUGGUAUUUCAGUAACACAUUCCACCCCCCCCCUUUUUUUUGUUGUCUAACUCACCUUCCGCUUUGACUUCUGGACACAGUAAUGAGCCCAUUGCUUCUAACAAAAUGGUUUUCUUGAUCUAAGCCUAGGAGACCUUAAUGUUAGGAACCAGUGCCAGUCACUGACUUGUACUAUUGGAGGGGUACCUGGUACCCCUUCUAAAAUUAAAACAGAUCUGUUUGUUUGCACCAGGGUUAGCAGGUUUUCCUUUUCGUCUGCCUUGAAAGGGUCCUAUGAAUUCCAGCUAAGGCCAAAACAUGGGCAACUAUUAGAUGCUUUAGGCAAUCCUUUAUUUUAAGAGAUGUCCCUUGCUUAUAUGCUAUAGGAUGCACUUCUAACCUAAUUGCUGUCCACAAAC